Eimeria maxima is the source of this 8325-nucleotide messenger RNA. RefSeq lists its product as hypothetical. Bases 1 to 8325 code for a protein of 2774 amino acids. The transcript has 43 exons. The record is from RefSeq and is a predicted model, not a curated record. NCBI's taxonomy places the organism in Eukaryota, Apicomplexa, Conoidasida, Eucoccidiorida, Eimeriidae.
AUGAUUUUGUUCUCCUCCAGCCGUGGCCGGCUGGCCUGGGGACCCCUGUUUGUGCUGACCCUGUGGGCAACGACACGAGGGGUCAGUUCAGCACAAAAGACAGCGUUCAACUCUCCCCAUUUUGCUGCUACAGUAAGCGAAGUGCGAAGGCAUGACGGGUUCGAGGAGCUUCCCAUCGUGUCUUUGGGGACAAGCGGAUCGCUCGGGAUCUUGAGUCCUGAAGACACAAAAGAACAACACAUCGAGUAUAUUGAUGACUUGAAUAAUAGCGACGAUGAAAAGUUUUCGGGGCUCCAGUUAGCAAACUCCCCAACCCCCCCGCCCGGUAGUCACUACAUCGACCCUAUUUUGCAAAAUGCCGAGAUACCUCUGGAUGUGCGGAACACCGCCCUCAAGAGCAAGGAAAUCCGCGCUUUGGGUCUUCUCUUGACGACUUUGAGAACGUUCAUCACAAAGUCUACACUCAGAAAUUUAUUUCUGGUUUUGUCGUCCUACUACAAGCUUUACUCAUUGUUCAAAGCUUGCGCCGUUGCCUAUGGCCUUGGAUUCCUCUUUAGCAAAGUUGACCAAGUUGCAGGACUUGCGAACCUUCUUGUCACAACUUUGACAAGCCUCUUCCUGGACAGUUGGAAGCACAACAUGUAUGCUAGACUCGUGUCGGACCUACGCCUACCGGAUACAGUGGAACAAAGCUUGUCUGCAUUUAUCCGAAAAGAGAAGCAAAACGUCGACAGCUACACCCACUCAACAGUCCUCGAGUCCGUCAAAAAAGCGAUGAUUAUGGUUGUAAGGGACAUUCUUGACCCUCAAAACGUAGGAGACAUAAUAGACCAAGCCCUGGUGCCUACGGAGCCGUCGGGUACCCAACUUAUUGAUUUUUCUACGGUCGACAUAAGCAUGGACAGCUUCAAGGCAAAACAUCCCUUUGUUUUUGUGGCUCACCAUAUGGAGACGCCCGUUCAUGUAUUUACUUCAGAGCUUCGAAGACCUGGCACCAAUUACUACAGAAUUUUGCGGUCCUUGCAAUCAAUUGCUCUUCCGAUAUUGCUUGGCCAGAGCACGAGCCAUUGGGAUUCAGUAAUUAGUCACCAGAUGCAACCUCUCAUGGUGGGAAUAGGCGUCAAAGCUCAGGACUUGGUAAUUUCGACGUUAAAAGAUCGGGCCCACAAGCUGCCUAACCUGUUGGAGUGGGUAAACCGAGAUGUGGACUACAGAGCACUCGUCGCAACUGACUGGCAGCCUUUGAUUGGCGCUUUGAGCAACUGGGAAGCAAAAGACGAUAUGUACUCUUCACAUGGGCUAGACUGGAGAAAUGCUGCCAGAAUGAAGCAGAUGUACCUUUUUUUCCUACAGCAAGCAGCUCAAAUAUCCUUUCUUCAAAGGGGGAUAGAUGAGCCUGUCAUUCAACCAGGAAAAUCCAGUUGCAUGAGCCAGUUCGUUGCUCGUUUGCAGUCCACGGGAAGCCCGCGCUUGAAGGCUAUGCUGGACCGUGUCAAUCUGCCCGAAUCCUUCUUAACGUGGGAACUAGUCAACCAAUGCUUUAUCAAGGGGAGGGAAAGCGACUGCAGCAAACUGCCACUGUAUUUCACCUCGUUACAGGGGAACAGGUUAAUUCUGUCAGUCAGCGAUAUGGCCGUGCCAGUCGAAUUUGAACUACGCGAACCGCCGAACCCUAAAACUGCGGAAAUUCUUCACUCCUUCCCUAGGACUGUACGCCAGAUGCGAUCACCAUUUGGCUAUGCAGGGAAAGAGCGACUUGUCUCUUCUCAACCGGCAGGCCUUUUUGCCGGAAUUUGGAGGGGUAUGGUGACGAGGACGAAGGAGCUCCUGUCUCCAUUCUUGACCCUCAUUACUCUAGCCCGACAAGCUUGGGGUCGUCUCAUCCGCCGGCUCAAGAAAUCCCACGGUCCCAAGAUAUCUAUGAAGAUAAAGGCUUUUAAGGAGACACCCGAGUUCUUAACAAUAAUAUUGCAGGCCAAAAGUAAAGUCGUCAAACUUGUGGGGAGACCCCUUCAUAUGCUGCAACGAAUCGAUGCUUUUCAGUGCGAGGCUGCGAAGCAAAUGAAGUCGUAUUUGAAUUAUUUCCAAGAGGACGAAAAUGCGAAUGUCGUGGGUACGAUCCUUGAACGCUUCAGUAAUGGGGAAAGCUUCCAGCUAACGACGGCUGGAGGCAUGCAAGGAACCAUUAAUUUCCUUAGAGAGUGGUAUCUCACCAAGAAGCUCCUACGAUCAGCUUACCCAGAAGCAAGAGACUUGGAUAUUCAACAGGACAUCUCCGAAUGGCAUAAUCCAAGCCGCAGGAACCUCGAGGAAAUGUUGAGGCUACACGGCGUCGACGGAAAGCCUUUCAAGGAAUCGUGGACGGUCAUUCUCAACUGCACUGAGUCAGCAGAGAACGUUCGGUGGGAAGUUUUGGACCUUGAUGUGGUAAAUCAAGAGCAUAUGGUUGUAAAACAGUACGUGCAAGACUUUGGAGAACUGGCAACGUUGGCAUCGGCGGUGGGGAAGGAGUUAAGCCUGGCAGCGGGCGUCGAUCAUGUGUUGAGAAGGAUGCAGGAAACUUUCUUUGACUACGCAUACAAACGAACGCUGUACAUUGAGAGCCCAGGCGCCUUCCUUCAACAACUAAUUGACUCUGGCUCACAGCAGAUCGCGCAUGAAUUUGAGCACUGGCUGCUGGAGCGACUUCAAGGCAACUCACGGAGCAAAAGGUGCAGGCCUGGCUCAUUCUAUGGAAGAGCAUACGCACAGUACGAAGCCUUAGUAGAUUACUACGAGAAGAAAGAUCUUGAGGCUCCCGUUCCUGAUCUCGAAGAAGUCAAACGCUUCCUUCUUACUGCAAGUGUGCCCAAGGGUCAUUUGGUGCGCAUCCCUCCUGAAGAAGACAACCAGCACAGUGGCAUAUACAAAAUGGUUGAGCGCCUAGAUCGCUGCACGUUUCUCCUUGAAGACGCCAACCGUUUCCAGCUCGCCACCGAUGCUAGCCUUCACAUAGUCCGAAAGUUCGAGGACGGAGACCAAAUUUCCCACCAGUACUUACAACGCCGGCAAUAUAAAAUUACUGCAAAGGAUUUGACUACGGGGGUUUGCAAAGUCACAGAUAGGCACGCCUUUGAUUUUGAAUUGCACCCGGAAGAAACAACACCAAUAACCAUUGGCCAAUUCGCUUUCCAAGGCAACAAGCUCCCAGAGGGUACAUGGACUCUGGCCGACCCAAAAGCAGCUUACAGUACUGUUGUCGAGCUGAAUACCGAUUAUCUGACAGACUUCGAAGUCGAACAGAGCAUUGUCCAAGACUGCUACACAGGCGUUGCCUGCGUCAUCAGAGACGAACGUGACUUACCCGUUGUGGUACACUAUGCCAUUCCAGAAUUAGCAACAUCCGCGUGGACAGGUCCGUGGCUGUGGCUGUUCCUCAACGGCCUGCACGCCGAAUACCUCAGCAUUAUCUCAAGCCAGCAAAUCGUCAAGUCAGUGGAGGAAAGGUUUUGGACUCAGCGCACAAUCAAUGAGCUUGCAAGCUACUGUUGGGAUCUUCCAGACGAAGUAAGCCUAUCGCUUGAUCGGAAGUUCUUGAACCCCAGUUCUCCAAGUCGUUUGUCUAGGGCCUUGGCGCUGGGUGCAUCGAGCGGCAGCGAACUUAAUUCAACCAGCUCUGGACAACUGCCAUUUUUCCAACAGACUGAACAGAUAGUCUCCAAAACGGCAUACGCAGCCUACGCACUUCGGAAAGAAAGGGAGGAAGCAGCGAUUUCUGGAGUUAAGCAGCACUUUAGAGCCAGGACGUGUGGCAGCCGUUGCGCAGCUUGGUGGCUAAAGGCAAAUGAGCUCAAGUCCAUGGUGAAACGAUUUUCGGAAGCAGGGCAAGCACCCAUGACCCCUCAACAUGAGCAGUUUAUUCUUACCAACGCCCUUUACGCCACCCCUUUAGGGGAAUACUGGAUAAGCCGCAUAUGCACAUUUCAAAAUAGCUUCCGAAAACUCUUCGCCCUCCUGCGUCUCCCGUACGAGCAAGAAAGUACGGUCCCUUGUUCAAAGGUGUCCGCCAUCAUAAUCUUGGCCACGAUAAUGAGUGACAUCACUCUCCUGAUCAGAAGGAGAGCAGUUACUACUGGAAAUGUCCGUAUGAAAAACAUGGAAAAACUAUUCAGUUUCCUCCAGCACAACGACGUCCCUGUUCCGUGCACCUAUGAAUUCCCUGAUGCGGCGGACCUACUACAGCCCAGCGUACCAGCAGAUUCCGAGGAAUGCAGGCAACGGGAUGCCGCUGCGAAUGCUUUCAUGCGUAUGAAGUCCCUUAAUGACUCUGCACACGUACAGGUAGAUGAUGUCAUCCAAGAAAUUCGAAGACGAUUCAUUCCGACGCUCUAUUCACGGCUUUCUCCGCGAUUUGUUUCAACAACUCCAGAAGAGUAUCGCCGUCAAGCAACUGACUUUAAAGAAGUUGAUGAAGAAGUCGAUGACUUAUUCGCUGCCCUACACCGUCCUUUUGCCGUUUGGGAAGGGACGUUCCAGCACAGGCAGCGAGAAGAAUUCCUUGAUAUUCGGAUGCAGCAGCAAUGUCCAUUCAGACCCCCACAACCCACGCGUCAUGCAAAGGAGAUCAUCCCUGGGGCUCACGUACAGCUAAUUCAGGGAUACUUCCCCUUUGGUUACAACGGCAAGUCAUCAGAGACCGCAUGGCCUCUACUUGGAUUGCUUCUGCGCCAAACAGUUUCGCUGCAGAGCGAUCCUGCAGGCACGUUUGAGCUACAAUGCGACACACUUAAAAAUCUUCGAUGGGGUCUUAAGACGCUAGGAUUGGGAAGCGGCGAGAAAACCAUUCAACAGGCAGUGCAACUGUUUCUGGAAGACGCAAACUUCGCUGAAGUUGCUUCCUUCUUGCCACCACCGGUGGAGGGGUGUGAUGCCUAUGCUGUUCCUGUUGGCUUCCUUCGUUUCCAAUCCGGCCAAACCCCCUAUUCUAUUCUCGUCACACCGAGUGGCGACGCUCUGUUUGGCAGCAUCUCUGAGCGAUUGGAGAAAUCCGGAGGGCAGAAAAGACCAAACUGGUCUCUUGUUGCCGUAAGAGUGUCUGAAGGAGUUCUCUAUGUAGAAGAUGCAAUUUCCGGAGAAAUUCGCAGAUUCGACGAACCAGGAGGCAAGUUCACACCAGACGAGGCCGAGUUAUCUUACAAUGAACGGCAGCUGGCGAUGCCUGAACUUGAUCCUGAAUCACCUGCAAGAUGGCGUAAUGUCGUCACACGGCACGUGGAUGGCGUUCUCAACCAACCCGGCAGCAACGCGGAAUGUCAGGCCCAACGAAAUUACUUUAUCCGGGAGGUCAUGAAGGCUCUGUCCCACAAUACGCCGAUACGAGCUGGCGACAAAGCUUGGCGCGGCAGCAGCCUCGUUGUUGUUGAAAAAAUUGACGCUGGCAUUACGUUUGUGAGGCCUGCUGCAAUCGUUGGACAGCCGCAGUCUGCUGAAGCUACGACAGAGCCGUUAUUUGCUGCUGAGAAACUCACCAUUGGAGACUCCGUCGUGGCUUCUGAAGGUUUUUUGGCCUACGAUUUGCUCGAUAUCGCCCCCAUUGGAUCGGUGGGCUGCGUGUCAAGGCUACGCCGGAAGGACUCUGGCGAAACUGCCCUAUCACGCAAGCCUCUAUUUAGGCUGAACGGGUUCCAAGAAGGCGAACUUGUUCGAAAGUCAUCAAGCAUUGAAGUGUACGAAUAUAUGGGAACUUGUGGCAAUACCUACGCGCUCAGAAGCUUCGUCACGCGCGAAAUGGAAUGGACAUAUGAAGAUCUGAUGCCGCUUUGGGGGCAACUUGGCAGAGCGUACCCGCAGAAGGAGUUGUACAUGAGCUUGGUCUUGUUCUUGAAAGAAUUCCACAGGACGGAAUGUUCCCAAAUAAGUCGAAUCCAAUUUAAAAAGGUCUUAACUAUACUCGAAAAUUACAACAAAAUAUCGGUCUCUGAUAAGGAGUCUCUACAGACCACGUUUGAGCACCGGGCGAACAAAGAGUCGUUCUACGAGGCAGUGCAGGGAGUGCAAAAGCUUGCAUCAGACUUGCAAGCAGAUCUCCAGAGCAGAAUAAGCCCAAGCUCUCCUACAGAUAUCCGUAAGGAGAUGCUGUUCGCUUGGGGAAAUGCAAGCAUUGCCGCACUGGAGGCAAUGUGGAGGGGUCGAAGCCUCUGGCGAAUGCUCCACAAGAUCCAUCAGCAGGGACUGGCAGGAUUCUUUACAGAGAUCAAUACCUUGCCACAGCGCCCAGAUCUCUUAGCAGCAGUCAAUUCCAUCAAGGCUGACAAUUUGCGGGAGCUGGGACAAAAGGCAAUAAAUGACUACGUUCCUGCGUCGGGCGCAUCAUUGUUACUGCCCUCUAUCACUGAUGCAGUAGACCAGAGAACCUUCCAAAGCUCAGUCAACGAGGAAGCUCAACCCACGUUAAGCAACUUUCUUAACUUCGUCGGAGAAAGUGUUAUUCCCAGGAGAGCCCUCACCACUUUACUGUCGUCCACUUCCAAGGAAAAGGCACUAAAGUUGUGGGAAGACUACAGCACAACGAUCGCCCGCCGACUGGACGAUUUUGCUGUACAACAAAAUGCCCUUGACGGAUAUAGGAAAAGCCUUCAGUCCAGGGAUUCAGUUCUUCCUCAAAGCAGUCUGAAUUCCACGUGGACAGAUAAAAUAAUGUUAAAGCUAGCUGAAGUAAUUGGAUCCUUGAUGCGACAAGAACUGGGGAACAAACUCCCCGCUCAAAAGAUCAAAAGCACAUUGCAACCAGUAAUCCUCCAAGAACUUGUGGAAGUUAGUGAUCUGUCAUUCAGUAGCGACAGUGAUAAAGAGAGAGUCUUCGGGAAACUUUCGGAAACUCUGGCUGACCAAAUAUCCCAUUUGUACCAAAUCCAAAAUCCAGGGAGGGUUCCACGAGGGGAAGUGCUUCUGGAUGUAUUUUCGCUACUCGAAGUAGAUGGGAGUGAAGUUAGAGAGCAUGAAGAACGCCUUCGUCACCAGUACUCUCAGCUCACCCAGAAAUACAUAGACCAACUCAUUUCCGCUGAAGUGAUUGGCAUCGAGGGCAUCAUUGACAUCAUUCGCCGACUAGAAAAUACACUAGGAACUUUAAUAACCCCGCUCAUAGAUCAGGCUCUUGGUCUUGUCAAGAAAGCCACACAGGUUAUUGCGCGGCCUCGGAAGAAGAAAGAACGAUUUCUUUUCGCCUUCGAUGCCCUUUCCGCGUCUCUUGACAGGAUCGAUACCUCCGUGACUCCAACAGGCAAGCACCAGAUAGGCAUACGCCAUUCCCUCUACGAAGAAGAGAGUGAACUUUUCCGUGCCCCAGUCACUCCAAAAGUUCCUGGUGCUGUGAAGCCCAUGAAGGACAUGGGAUCUCUGAAGCGUAUCUCCACUCGAUUCCUUGCCAUGGGGGCAGGCGCUGUCAGUACUGCCGGCUUCCAACUUCUAAGCAAAAUUACAGGCACUCCAAUCCCUGAUCACCUUGCAAAUGUCCUCCUAUUCUUCUGGACCCAAAUAAGGGCUGGAGUAUUCAACACAAGCCUUAAGAAUACUUUUAGUCUCUACAUCGGCCCGGCUGCAGCAGAAAACAUCAAGCUUGUCCAGAACUCAGUCUGGAUUUCAGGAGUGCAGCCUUGGGUUGACAGCUUGACUAUGCAGACGGCGGUUCUAGAGCGGUUGCUUGGUGAAAUCGAGGGCGGAGGGUCACUCAGUCGGGAUUGGUGGCGGGAGCUUCCGCUUCUUGUAUUUAUAAAACGCUCUUUAGACACGGUCCGCUCUUCCAUGUUUGAUCCCAGCAACUUGUACAGAAUAUGGUCCCAAAUCAAGUUCGCCACAAGCGCCCCUUCUGGCCUGUACACGGUGUUGAUGGCACCGGUGAAGGGCCUCGGUUCUUACUUGUACCUCCUCUUAAUCGAGCUCUUGAACGGGGUCCUGCCUGCCGAGAAUGGUGACUUUCUUGUGCCGCGAGAUCUUCUCGGAGAAGGGAACCCACGGACCGCCAUGCACAUAGCAGUGGCGAAUCCUGUGGAUCUCAUCAAGUAUCUACACCGUUUGUUUGACGUCUUACUGAAGGUGUACGUCCCCAUGUUCCAUGAGCUCUUCGACACUGGCAUCCAGCUGGUCCUCCAAAAGCUGGGACACCACAUCUCAAAAGACCAAGGGGUACUGGAAGUGUGGAGACUACUAAACCACAUUGCUGAUCACGACGUGGAUGGAGAGCUCGAAGAAAUUGUUCAAGAAUUGAUUUUUAGGGUUACCGACGAUGUACUGAGGCUGUGGCCUUCUAUGCCUAGCGGUUCUCCCCAGCCUUGGCGACAAAUGUAG